AUGCAACCCCACGCGAACCCGACCUUACUGGCGCUUCUCCUCUUCCUCACAGCCGCUGCAAUCGCCAUUGCCGUCCCACACCCAAUGAAUGGUCUCACCCCCAGCCAAGCUCACGAGAAUCCUCUCCCCUCACGUACAACACCACAUCAAUCUCCUCAAAAACGAGAUUCCUCCUUCAGAAUCGAGAAGCUCCCCAAUGGCUAUACCGGCAUCUUCACCACCUUCGUCUCCAUCUGUCCCAAACUCCCCGCCACCGCAACCUUCAUCCGCUUUUUCAAAAACGCCGCGGCCCAAUCCGCCACGGACCCUUCGCCCGGUCGCCGCCACCAGCGUUUCACGUUUGGGGCGCUGGCGCUGGAGUUGGUGGUGCAGGGGCAGGAUAAGGUGGCGGCGAGUCUGUGGUUGCUGGAUGCGGCGAUGAAGGGAUGGACGGGGUUCUUUAGGGCGUGGGUGACCGAUGGGAGCGACAAUGAGGUUGUGGAGAUUAGGAUGGGGACGGUUUUCGAUAUGCCGGCUGCAGACGGAACGUAUAUUGAGCCUUGA
Messenger RNA from Letharia lupina, 543 nucleotides. RefSeq lists its product as uncharacterized. Lineage: Eukaryota; Fungi; Ascomycota; Lecanoromycetes; Lecanorales; Parmeliaceae. Bases 1 to 543 code for a protein of 180 amino acids. The record is from RefSeq and is a predicted model, not a curated record. The transcript has 2 exons.